AUGACAAACCCAGACUGGUGGCCCGGCGAACAGCAUGCCGCCCUCACCGACUGGGCUCUCUCCCACGGCGUCGUCGCCAAUGGGGUCACCCCAGCACGAUUCCCCGGCCGGGGACUGGGCAUGAUAGCGACACGAGAGAUCAGGAAAGGCGAGGUACUGCUGGAAGUGCCCACGUCAGUGAUGCUUACGGUAUCCGAUAUCCCUAGAUACUUCAAACAGAAAUUCCCCGAGGAUACCGCAGUGCAAGCUCUCCUAUCAGCAUUUCUUAUUCACGGACCACCGGAGCUGCUGUCCAGAUUUGACCUGUGGAAAAAAGCAUGGCCGAGCAGACAAGUUUUUGAAGAGAGUAUGCCUAUUCUCUGGCCGGGGGCAUUGGGUGGGCCACAGUGGCCAGACAGUGAAGAAGACACAGAAACAACCGACUUCCUCCCGCCUGCUAUCUCGGGCCACUGGAAUACGAUCCCCGAGAAACAAAACCAAAAACAAUACAAGACAGAGCACCAGAACCUCCUCUCCCAACAAGAGGCCAGACUGCGCAAAGCAUGGAGAGACGUGCUAUGCGUCUUCCCCGAAACCGACUGGAAAACCUUCUCCUACCACUGGCUUAUCAUCAAUACGCGCAGCUUCUACUGGGUCGGCGUCGGGGAAGAGCCUCCCGAGGACCGAAAUGAUGCUAUGGCGUUGCUGCCAUUCGCGGAUUAUUUCAACCAUUCUGACACCGCGUGCCAUGUGAGCUUCAGCAAGGAGGGAUAUGUCUUCCUGGCUUCGGAGGCUUAUAAGGCGGGAGAGGAAGUCUUCAUAAGCUAUGGUUCUCACCCGAAUGAUUUCUUGUUAGCUGAAUAUGGAUUCUUCCUCGACGAGAACAGCUCAGAUGCAAUCUACCUCGACGACAUCGUCUUCCAAGACAUCAAGAAUCACGAGAAACGGGAGCAGUUGUGGAUGAACCAGUAUUACGGUAACUACCAUGUCACCCGCCAAGGAGUCUGCUACCGCACCGAGGUCGCUGCAUGCCUGACAUACAUGAAUGAGGAGGACUGGCAAAAUCAUGUUCUAGAAGGCUCGUCCCAGGGCCUGGAUGAGGCCACGUCCGAGGAUACCAUCAAGAUCUGGAUUCGGGCGUAUCGCAACGAAGCAGACACGAGCAUGGCCGCGCUGCGCACGGUUAUAGACGGCAGUCCUGAACUGCGUGAACAUCGCCAGAAGUUGGAGAUGCUGCUGAGGCGGUGGGUGCAGAUCUGGGAUCUCUGUGACCGCGCGUUGAAAGCUGUAGCAAUAUAG
Messenger RNA from Penicillium lagena, 1278 nucleotides. RefSeq lists its product as uncharacterized. Bases 1 to 1278 code for a protein of 425 amino acids. The record is from RefSeq and is a predicted model, not a curated record. Gene Ontology annotation, biological process: peptidyl-lysine monomethylation. Gene Ontology annotation, molecular function: protein-lysine N-methyltransferase activity; protein binding. The transcript has 5 exons. NCBI's taxonomy places the organism in Eukaryota, Fungi, Ascomycota, Eurotiomycetes, Eurotiales, Aspergillaceae.